Messenger RNA from Lepus europaeus (European hare), 210 nucleotides. It is a transcript of the gene AKAIN1, whose product is annotated as A-kinase anchor inhibitor 1. Bases 1 to 210 code for a protein of 69 amino acids. The transcript is spliced from 2 exons. NCBI's taxonomy places the organism in Eukaryota, Metazoa, Chordata, Mammalia, Lagomorpha, Leporidae. The record is from RefSeq and is a predicted model, not a curated record.
AUGUGUUUGGCAGCAGGUGAGAAACCUGGAAACGAGCCUGAAGAAGUGAAGCUGCAGAAUGCCAGCAAGCAGAUUGUGCAGAACGCCAUCCUGCAGGCUGUGCGGCAAGUCUCCCAGGAGAGCCGGCGGAGGGACGCCAGAAGCAGUGACAGCCGCGGUUGCUUCCAGCUGGGUGUGGGAGAGUUAACCAAGAAGCACGAAAAGAAGUAA